Molecule: messenger RNA, 1359 nt
Organism: Morchella importuna
Lineage: Eukaryota; Fungi; Ascomycota; Pezizomycetes; Pezizales; Morchellaceae
Exons: 3
Coding region: 1-1359 (452 amino acids)
Biological process (GO): lipid storage
Cellular component (GO): lipid droplet
Molecular function (GO): lipase activity
Source: RefSeq, a predicted model, not a curated record
AUGCCCUCACCACUGCUACAACACUUCCUAUCCCCCCACGACCAAUUCUCCGCAACCCCAACCGGGCCAGUCUCCCAGUCCCCACCAGCCACACCAGCCACCGCCACACCCAGCUCCAACCCUUCAGCUCCAGUCCACCACCAGCCCAAGCUCCCCAAACUUCCACCUCCCCACACCUCUCCCCGCACACAAACCAUGACAACCCACCCCUUCCCCCUCCCCCCCGGGCUCCCCCCAACUGACACACUCUACUACCGCGCGCUCUCCACCUCCGCCUCUGCCUCCACCUCCGACUCUGGGCGCGAAACAUACAUCCUCUUCCUCCCCGGCAACCCGGGUCUCAUCGAGUACUACCGGCGCUUUCUGAGCACGCUGGCGGCACUGCUGGCGCGGAAAGUGCACGUGCUCGGCGUGUCGCAUGCGGGGUUCUACUCGCAGCAGACGGCCGCCAGGGAGGUCGUGGAAGGUGACGCAGAGGGGGGGGGAGGAGGAGGGGGGGGGUAUUGGACGCUGGCGGAGCAGGUGGAGCACAAGGUGUGCAUUGUGGAGUGGAUUUCUGGCGGGGGAGCUACGUGGCGUGAGGAGGGUGAUGGUGAAGGUGGGAAGGAGCUGGAGGGUGAGAAGAAGGAGGGGAGGAAGAAGCCGAGGGUGAUUAUUAUGGGGCACUCUGUGGGCGCGUAUAUUGCCAUGGAGACGCUGCGGGUGCUGGGGGAGCGGCGGGAGAAGAAGCGGCUGGUGGAGGGCGGGGAUGGGGGUGAAGGGGGGCGUGACGGUGAAGGUGACGGUGACGGUGAGGAUGAGCCGGAGGUGUUUGGCGGGGUGAUGUUGUUCCCGACAGUGGUUGAUAUUGCGAAAAGCCCUAGUGGGAAGAUCUUGAGUACCCUCCUAACACUAACCGGCGCCCACCUCCCCCUCCUCAUCUCGCACCUCUCCCACCCGCUUUCCCUCCUCCCCACGCGCCUCGUCUACGCCAUGAUCCGCCUACUAACGCUGCACCCGCCGUCGGCCACCGCAACAACGCUCUCGCUGCUCACCACGCCCGGCGCCGUCUUCCAGGCGCUGUCCAUGGCGCGUGACGAGAUGGCCGAGAUCACGCACGACCGCUGGGACUACAGCAUCUGGGGGAGCGAGAAGGCGGGCGUGAGCCGGCUUUGGUUCUACUUUGGAAAGAAUGACCAUUGGGUUGCGGAGGAGACGAGGGAGGCCAUCAUGAAGACGAGGGGACGCGGGAUGGGCGAGGAGUGGAAGCCGAGGAUGGUGCUGGAUGAGGGCGGCGUGCCGCAUGGGUUUUGUAUAGAGCAUGGAGAGGUUAUGGCGGAGAAGGUGGCGGAGUGGGUGAAGGGUAUGCUGGAGGAGUAG